GGUUUCCACCACCGAGUGCCGAGUUUCCGCGACAUUUUUCGUCAGUUUACGGAAAAAGCUGCUCAGCCGCUCAGCUGAUCGGAGGAGAACAUCAUGGCGUCGGGAACAGGAGAGUCGUCCUCUGGACACGACGCAGACUUGGACGAGUUGUUGGACAGUGCGUUGGAUGACUUCGACAAGACACCGGCCCCCGCAGCCCCUGAACCUGCAGCGGAUUCCUCCUCCUCCUCUAACAGUGGUGCAGAGAAGCCUCCCCUCCUUGAGGACUGCAAGCUCUUUGACACUCUCUUUGAGGGAGAAAUGGCUUCUCAAGCCAAGGAUGAGUGGGAGAAGGCCAUGACCGAGCUCGCCCAGGAGGAGCCGGAGCUACUGCAGCACUUCCAAAAGCUGUCAGAGGCGGCAGGCAAAGUUGGCAGUGACACGGCCUCCCAACAAGAAUUCACCUGUUGUCUUAAACAAACACUCUGCGGCCUGGCAAAGAACGCAGACAACCUACAGUCAACAGGACUGGCUGGAGAGGAUCUCGUCAAGGCUCUAGAAGGCCUGGGAUUGGAUGAGGGUGGCGAAAAAGGCGGCGAAGACGGAAACAUCCUGCCAAUCAUGCAGUCAAUCAUGCAGAAUCUUCUCUCGAAGGAAGUGCUUUAUCCGUCUCUCAAGGAGAUUACCACCAAGUACCCGGAGUGGUUGGAGGCCAACAAGCCGAGCCUCAGUGCGGAGGACUACCAGCGCUACGAACAGCAGGCGAAAGUCAUGGGCGAGAUCUGUAAACGCUUCGAGAAGGAGGAAGAGGCGCCGGAGGAUAAAGAGAGCACGUUCGAGGGCAUUAUGGACCUAAUGCAACAGCUGCAAGACCUGGGCCAACCACCCAAAGAGCUAGCAGGUGAUGCGCCGCCUGGAUUCAACUUUGACAUGGAGUCGCUCGUUCUCCCCGGAGGAACCGGGGCCGGGGUGGCGGAGCAGUGCUCCAUCAUGUGAUGAGGUGGCGGUGGCGUAGUCCAUCAGAAGCACUGGUGCCAAACGGUUCCUCUGUGUGUGAGUGUGUGUGUGUGUGUCAGCGAUGAAGAAGGUCCGACGGGAGUGUGACCAGACUGUCGACAUUGUUCUCCCCCCAUGUAGGUGUGUGUGGAUGGCAGGAACAUCACCAUGGGAACCAACAGGAACACACUUUCUUCUCUGCACACAAAACUUAGAACAUUUUAACAUACCAGCUUUAGUUUUUCCAGUGGUUGCUCCAGCUCCCUCACAGUUGAUUUUAAUAGCAUUCCUUAAAAAAAGCUGCCGUUUACCUAUAUUGUUUUUACAUGCAGUUUAGCCUCAUGGUAAAAUCUAUCAAACCACUUCACGGGUAUAAACUGUGCCUUUGCAGAAUGACUUUAAGUUAUUGUUUUAGGUCUCACAGUAAAAAUGAAUCUCUGCCAUCAUUCAGCUGAGCGUUUCAGAUUAGGAGUUUUAAAGUUGUAUGAAUUUGCAAGAUCAUCCAAGUUAGCGGCCAUUCUUAGGUAUUUCCUUUUAACUUGGUAACACACUGUUUGUUUCUCUACAGGCUGCACAGGAUAUGACUAAACGAGUUAACGAUUUAUUAAUGUGCAAAGAAACGGGGGAAAAAAUGAGUGUACAUUUGUUAAUUAUUCAAAGAAAUUAAAAAGACUGAAGAGGAUUGGACGCCGCGUGAGAUGUCACCCAGCACUUUCUGCCAACUAAUAUAAAACGACACCCAUUCUCUGAGUCUUAGUCCCCAUUUUCAGAUUAAUCUGUUUGAAAUGAUUGAGAUGUUGAUGCCCGGAUGCCUUUGCUGUGGUUGCAGUGAUCAUUAUAGUGUAGAGUUACUGUGUACAAAGUGCUUCCCGUGUAAUUUCCCAGUGUUUUUAAUGUUCCAAGUGGUGUUUUUUUCUUCGGUAUGGUGUCUCUGCUGGGAAAGAGAAACAUAUGAAUGGUUUCAGGAGUGUUUACCACCAUUAUGUAUGUCCUCUGUACCCUCCGUUAAAAGUACAUACAGUUCCUUCCAGAAAAAAAGCAGAGUAAUAAACAUCAUGAAACAUGACUGUAAUUCAUGCAGAUGCACGGAUUUAGGACAUCCACAGCCUGUUGUUAGCACAUUUUGGCUGCAGUUGGUGGGUUUGUUUACUCCGGUGGCCAGUCCCCCCCCCCCCCCCCCCCCCCCCCCCCCGCUGCUAUUGCCAGUGGACAAAAGUUCACCGCUGUCAUUACACAGAGAGAAAGAGAGGUCCAGAAAUCACACGACCAUCAGCUCAUCAAUAACUAUAAUAAAAGGGGGUACCACUGUGAAUGGAUUCUGCCAGCCAUGCACUGAAAAGAGAUCAGAUUUACAUCGAACACAGUCGAGGGGAGGCUGCUGUGAAGGUCCAUAAAGCCCUGUGGUGUGCAUCAUGAAGGGGGGGUGGGGGUGCAGCUAUUCAACUCUCAGGGCAGAUGCAAACAUCCCCAGAGCAACGUUUAAAAAAAAAUGCAGCCUGUAAUUUGACUUUUGUUUCGUUUUUGUAAAUAUAUAUAAUAAAUGAUAUAUUGCAAAUCAAAA
Messenger RNA from Scophthalmus maximus (turbot), 2536 nucleotides. It is a transcript of the gene pex19, whose product is annotated as peroxisomal biogenesis factor 19. Gene Ontology annotation, biological process: protein import into peroxisome membrane. Gene Ontology annotation, cellular component: peroxisomal membrane; peroxisome. Lineage: Eukaryota; Metazoa; Chordata; Actinopteri; Pleuronectiformes; Scophthalmidae. The record is from RefSeq and is a predicted model, not a curated record. The coding region runs from base 94 to 975 and encodes 293 amino acids. The transcript is spliced from 8 exons.